Molecule: messenger RNA, 639 nt
Organism: Emericellopsis atlantica
Lineage: Eukaryota; Fungi; Ascomycota; Sordariomycetes; Hypocreales; Bionectriaceae
Product: Snf7 family
Exons: 1
Coding region: 1-639 (212 amino acids)
Biological process (GO): late endosome to vacuole transport via multivesicular body sorting pathway; vesicle budding from membrane
Cellular component (GO): multivesicular body
Source: RefSeq, a predicted model, not a curated record
AUGAACCGCCUCUUCGGUGCCAAACAAACCGGGCCCAAGCCCACCCUCAACGGCGCGAUUUCCAACAUUGACACCCGCGUCGCCUCCAUCGACACCAAGCUCAAAGCCCUCAACGGCGAGCUCUCCGCCUACCAGGAGAAGCUCGCCAAGAUGCGCGAGGGGCCCGGCAAGCAGGCCAUCAAGCAAAAGGCCCUCAAGGUCCUGCAGAAGCGCAAGGCCUACGAGGCCGAGAAGGACAAGCUCGAGAGUCAGGUCUGGAACAUGGAGCAGGCGCAGAGCAUGCAGGACAACCUGAAGAACGUCAUGACCCAGGUGGACGCCAUGAAGACGACGAACAAGGAGCUGCGGAAACAGUACGGCAAGAUCGACAUUGACAAGAUUGAGCGGCUGCAGGAUGACAUGGCGGAUCUGAUGGACGUGGGCAACGACAUACAGGAGAGCCUGUCGAGGGGCUACGAUAUCCCCGAUGACGUGGACGAGACGGAGCUGGACGCCGAGCUCGAGGCGUUGGGUCUGGAGCAGGAGCUCGAGCAAGAGAUGGGUGGUGCGGUGCCUGGCUUCCUACAAGACGAAGUGGUGCCUGAAUUUGUGGACGAGCCACCGCAGGCAGAAGACAAGGUGAAGCAGGUAGCAGGCUGA